Molecule: messenger RNA, 195 nt
Organism: Acaulospora colombiana
Lineage: Eukaryota; Fungi; Glomeromycota; Glomeromycetes; Diversisporales; Acaulosporaceae
Source: the annotation of a GenBank genome assembly
AUGAAACUACGUGAUGCAGAGGACAUCGCCCAAGCACUUCAACUUCAGCAACAAGAAAAAGCAGAGAAGGAACAGAAGCAAGCUAGAAGUCAACUCCUUAACAAUCCCAAAGAUGAUGUACUAUGUCAAGAAAAACGGGAUAUUACUUUGGACAACAUCGACCGUUAUACAUUAUUCAAGAGUCGAAUUCCAUAA